AGUGACGUAAUGACGUUGACGUUAGGCUGAUAUUUAUUUUAUUGUUAUCAGGUGUCCAGGAUAAACUAUCAAUAUGGGCAAAGGAUUUAAUAAUUACAUGUGUAAAAAGUUCUUCCACCCAGCCUCCAGGGAUAAUUUAAAAAGGGUAUGGAUGGCAGAACAGAAAGCAGAAGCUUACAAAAAGAAACAAGAAGAACUUCGUCAGCAGUAUGAAAAAGAACAGGAUUUACAUGACAACAAAGCUAUGCUCAGCAAGGAAAGUAAAGACAAAUUAAGCAUUAGUUUCAUGUAUGAACCUCCUCCUGGGGCAAGAAAGGAAAGGGAGAGAGAGGAUAAUGAGCCUGAAUACAAAUUUGAAUGGCAAAGAAAGUAUAAUGCUCCUAGGGAGAGUUAUUGUAAGGGAGAUCAAGAAAUUCGAGAUCAGCCUUUUGGAAUUCAAGUGAGGAAUGUCAGAUGUAUUAAAUGCCACAAGUGGGGCCAUAUUAAUACAGAUAAAGAAUGUCCAAUGUACAGUCUCUCGAUGAGUGCAGCCAGAUCUUUAGAAAAUGCCACAGUAAUGGAUCAAAAAUCUCUGGUGCAACAGAUGUUGGAUGAUGGAUUGGCUUUAAAAAAACAACACGUUAAUACUGUUGAAGCUAACAAGCAUCUUUUAGUUAGUGAAGAUGAAGACGCCAAUGAAGAAACCACAUUUUUGAAGUCUCUUACCAAGAAGCAGAAAAAAGCUUUAUUGAGAAAGUUAGAAAAACUAGAAAAGCAGCCCGAAAAGAAAAAUAAACCCAAAUGUGACAGUAGUGAUGAAUCAUCAGAUGAUGAAAGACAAAGAAAGGGAAAGUCGUCAAAAAAGGUGAAGUCACACGCCAGUAGGAAUCGGGAUUCUGAUACUGACAGUGAUAGAAGAAAACAAAAAAACAGAGAUGAUCGAGACAGGAAGCGAAACAGGAGUAAAGAAAGGAGGAGAAGCAGGAGCGGAGAUCGAAAAAGAAGAUCUGAUAGUGAGGAGCGAUAUAAUUCCAAACGAAGGCGUUAAUUAUGUAAUUUAGACAUUUAGUCAAAAUGUGUUUAUGUAAAUAAAUGUUUAU
Molecule: messenger RNA, 1079 nt
Organism: Diabrotica balteata
Lineage: Eukaryota; Metazoa; Arthropoda; Insecta; Coleoptera; Chrysomelidae
Source: the annotation of a GenBank genome assembly